Carassius carassius (crucian carp) is the source of this 6707-nucleotide messenger RNA. Its product is annotated as B-cell CLL/lymphoma 9 protein-like. Gene Ontology annotation, molecular function: transcription coactivator activity; beta-catenin binding. Bases 1058 to 5800 code for a protein of 1580 amino acids. NCBI's taxonomy places the organism in Eukaryota, Metazoa, Chordata, Actinopteri, Cypriniformes, Cyprinidae. The record is from RefSeq and is a predicted model, not a curated record. The transcript is spliced from 11 exons. Gene Ontology annotation, biological process: positive regulation of transcription by RNA polymerase II; canonical Wnt signaling pathway. Gene Ontology annotation, cellular component: beta-catenin-TCF complex.
AUAAUUAGAACUUUAAUAAUUUAUUUAUUUUGAUUUGUAAGUAAAUGUAAUGAAGGCAGUGUUUUCACGAGAUUCAUUUUUAUCUAUCAUCUGACAUCACUUAAAUGGUAGGAAUGUGAUUAUAAUUUGUUGACACCUUCUCUUACCUCACAAUAAUGUAUCAGUCUCAACAAAACAGCUGUACACCAGGAUUCAACACGUCCUUGCUACACCAGUGAGCUCUUCCUGGCUUUGAUUAGCCAUUACCCACAUUUGAAUAACAAAGAAUGUCGUCUGGAUUCAGUGCACAGUCGCUCGAAUUGAUCUCCGCCGUCCCUCACUAUAUAUUCAAUGGCGAGUCAACCUGACCUAGAAUUGCUACUUAUUACAAUAUGGACUGAACCAUCCGGCCGGAUCAAAAAGGGGGGAGGCGAGCACACAUCAGCAGCACUCGCUCAUCUUUGAUGGGGGAAGCCAUGUUAGUGCCGUGAGCUAUUUUAAUCACUCUGGUUUCAUAAGGAAAGGCUGCGACUAGCACGUUUUGGGGAGACGGAAACGCUCGCGAAGCCGCGUCGCGCGGAAUCGGACACCCCUCUGUGUUUUUCCAACCGCACACUUUUCACCAUUAAAAUAUAGCGGCUUUUUCCAACCACUGUAAAGGAGAGCAGUCCAAAGGAUAAAGGAAAUAGAGUAUCCUUUUCGAAUCUAAAACAUAUAAUGCCGAUUAAUAUAGGAAGAAAUAUAUAUUGUCUAUAAGGACUGGCGUUGGUUCUCAGAAGAGAUCUUUGUGUCGCUGCAGCCAACCGAGGUGUUCGGAUGGAUUCUGUGAUCUUCUGAGCUCACUGGUUUAAUCUACGGGAGAAGAGGCGCUUUAUCACGCUAUUUACAGUGGAAAUUAUUUGCAUGGGCUUCAGAUGAGGAAGAACGGGAGACUCUGAAACCUGAGGGGUGUUCAAGAUCGUAGUUCUGUUGCAGUCAGUGCAGUCAUGGCCACAGCUAUAUCGUGACACAGAGGGACAUGUGUGGCCAGGGGCUGUGAGGGCUCCUCGGGGAGACUCCAGACAAGCCCACACAGAGAAUGCUGGAGGUGCAGGAGGAGAGACCAGCAGCAGCAGCCACGGCAAACACCGCAGCUACCGGAACCACAGGAAACGCUUCGGGCAAGAAGGAGAGGGCCAAAGAACGGCAAGAGGAGGGACAGGACUGCAGCAGCCCUGUCGCAACCCCCAAUACUGGGCCCCGGAGCACCCGGGCCAAAGCUACGCCCAGCACUACACACACACACUCCCACACACAUACACACACCCCCAGUCCCCACCAGCACUCUACUGCUCCUGCCUCUGUCGCACUGGGACUGACGUCAAUGCAUUCCAGCAACCCCAAAGUGAGGAACUCUCCAUCGGCUAACACUCAGAGCAGUCCGAAAUCCAAGCAGGAGGCCAUGGUGAGGUCGCCACCCGUGAUGUCGCCCUCCAGCGCCGCACAGAUGGACUCCAAACUGCCCAACCAGGGAAAGCAAGGGGGUGCCGGCAGCCAAUCACAGCCUUCUCCUUGUGAGCCCAAGUCGCUGAGUGGAAGCCACACACCCAAAGGUCCCCAAGGCUCCAUUGGGAGUAUGGGACUCAAAAAUGGACAAGGCCUGAGUUCAGGCAAUGGGGCAAAAGGCAAGAUUAAAAGAGAGAGAAGCACUUCAGUGGAGUCAUUCGAACAAAGGGAUACAGGAACGCCAAACAAUGAAGGGGACCAAAAAGAAAUGGGCAGUAGAGCGAAAAGGUUAUGCGUUGGAGAGCGACGGUUGCCAUACAGCGGUGCAGAUUGGUGUUCUGGGGGAGAGAGUGAAGACGACGACGCAGGAUUCUUCAACUGUAACUCUGCUGACAUAAAGCCAGAUCCAGUUGCUCUUUCUGCUUCUACACCUACUCAUAAUACAGUUGGAGGACAGAGCACAGCGUCUGAAUUGGGGAGUGGGCAGAAACCAGGGUCAAAGGUUGUUUACGUCUUCACCACAGAGAUGGCCAACAAGGCAGCAGAUGCAGUCAUAACGGGACAUGUAGACAACAUCAUCACUUACCACACAAAUAAUAUCUCUAAUGGCAAGGGUGGAAAGCCCCAGCUCCCCCUGAACAAUCAGAUUGGAUCCCUCAGAAGUGACACUAAACAGCAAGGAGUUCCGUCCCAGCAACAGCCCUCAUCUCUCGCCAGUGAUCAGAACCACCAAGCAGCCUCUAAAGUAACGCAGCCGGGCCAGCAGCAACAACCUCAAGCGCAACCCACCCAACCUCAGCAACCAAGCCAGGGGGCAAAACCAACUAGCCUGCCUCCAGACAAUGCACCUUCAGCUGGUAUGGACUCUAAGAGCCUCCCCAGCAGUAGCCCACAGGAUGGUGCUGGAUCCCACGAUGGUAGCAACUCUGCAGGGACACCUGGUAGCCAGGCCUCCAAACAGCCUCCCAAUUCUGGCUCUCAACAGAGCUUUCCAUCCCUAGAUUUACCUAAAGGGGUAGAUGCCAAGCUCACAGCUCAACAUCACCAGCAGCUGGCUCAUGAAAUCAUGUCUAGCAUGGGGGAAAACCCUGAGGGCCUUUCCCAAGAGCAACUUGAACACAGGGAACGUUCCUUACAGACUUUACGUGAUAUACAGCGUAUGCUCUUCCCAGAUGAUAAGGACAUGGCUGCCAUGGGCCAAGGGAACUUGGGUGGACUCCUGCCCAAUUCUGCAAUGAUGGAAGGAGGACCCAAGAAAAUGGAACAAGGUCCUCUCCAAGCCAUGAUGGCUCAGUCAAAAAGCCUUGGGAAGCCAGGUGGUCCAGGAGGCCCACGUCCAGAUGGGCCUCCCUUUGGUCCGCCUGGUCCUAGAGACAUGCCCUUUUCUCCAGAUGAUCUUGGACCCCCUCCACCAGGUCCAGGACCUAUGAACUUGCAUCCAGGUCCUGGUGGAGAGCAUGGAGACCAUAUGACCCCAGAGCAGAUGGCCUGGCUAAAACUGCAGCAAGACUUCUAUGAGGAGAAGAAGCGCAAACAGGAACAAAUGCAGCAUAGGCCAAUAGGAGACAUGAUGCUUCAUCAGGGUGGACCUAGAGGAAUGAUGCGAGGUCCACCACCACCCUACCAGAUGAAUCCUGGAGAGGUGUGGGGCCCUGGUGGCCCUGAACCAUUCCCUGACCAGAUGAACAUGGGCCCCAGAGGGAUGCAUCCACACAUGCAGAGGAUGCCUGGCUUCCCUGGCAUGAUGAACCCUGACAUGGAGGGAGGGCCUAAUACUAUGCCCAGACCUGGAAUGAACUGGCCUGAUGAUAUGCCAAAAAUGGGGGAUGGUAGGGGAUUCCCUCCUGGGCAAGGUAUGUUUGGAAGUCCAGGUGGGAGGGUGGAAAGAUUCCCUAAUCCUCAGUCUGUACAGGAAGCCAUGUUCCAUCAAGGUAUGGGUGAUAAACAAGGCAUGGGUCUGACGCCUGGUAUGAUGAUGGAGAUGAAUCGAAUGAUGGGUAAUCAAAGACCCAUGGAACCUGGAAAUGGAGGUGGCAUGAUGUUUCCCAGAAUGCCAGGUGAUGGUCCCAUGAGCCCCUCAUCAAGAAUGGAGUUUGUGAAAGGUCUUGGUCGAGACAUGAAUGAAUUUGGUAUGGGACCUGGAAACCUCAAUGUAAACAUGGGUCCUAGCCCUCAGAUGAUGCCCCCUAAGAUGAGAGAUCCGUCAAUGAACCUUAGUCCAGAGGAAAUUAUGAAGAUGAGGCAAGGUGGAGGGCCAAUGCCUGACAGUGUUGUUCCUUCACAGAGAAUAAUGCAGGGGCCUCCUUUCCCUGACCAGCCCCAUGCAGGAGACCUCAACAUGGGUCCCAACCGACAAUUCCCUGGCAUGGGUCCCCAAGGCCCUGGAAAUCCAAGAGGUCCCAGAGGCGAGCCACCCUUUGGACCUGACCAAAGAGGAGGCAGUAUGGGUGGAAAUGGUCGUCUUAGUCACAUGCCUCCUUUACCACCGAACCAAGCUCCCAACAGCUCAGGGCUUCUGCCUGGCCAGAGAAAUAUGAGUCGCAAGCCCUCAGACCUGAAUGUUCAGUCUGGCCCGGCUAAUUCGCCCAACAUCAAUGUCAACCCGCUAAAGUCACCAACACUGCGGCAGGUCCAGUCGCCAAUGCUGGGCUCACCAUCAGGUAACCUCAAGUCUCCACAGACGCCAUCCCAGCUGGCUGGUAUGCUAAGCGGACCAUCUGCGGCAGCAGUAGCAGCAGCAGCCAUUAAGUCUCCUCCCAUGAUGGGCUCAGCAGGGGCAUCACCCGUCCAUAUGAAAUCUCCUUCACUUCCUGUCCCCUCCCCUGGCUGGACGUCAUCACCCAAGCCACCCAUGCAAAGCCCGGGAAUCCCUCAGAACAACAAGCCUCCCCUUAGUAUGACGUCACCAAAUAUGAUGGGCAAUGUAGAGCAAGGUGGUAAUCCUCCUCCCUCAGCUCCUCCCUCCAACAGUUCUUCCGGUCAGCCAGGUGGCAUGAAUGUGCCAGGAAGUCUUCCAUCCAGCAGCCCCUAUACAAUGCCCCCAGAGCCAACAUUAUCUCAAAAUCCUCUUUCCAUCAUGAUGUCCCGCAUGUCCAAGUUCGCAAUGCCCAGUUCUACGCCCCUCUACCAUGAUGCGAUCAAAACUGUGGCUAGCUCCGACGAUGACUCGCCACCUGCUCGAUCGCCAAACCUGCCAUCUAUGAACAACAGCAUGCCCGGUAUGGGUGUGAACCAUCACCCAGGUCAUCCUCGAAUGAUGACACCCAACUCUUCUGGCCCCAUGCCUUCCCUCAGUCCAAUGGGGAUGAACACUAUGGUCUCCCAGCCACUUUCGCAUGGCAUGCCAAACCAGAUGCCAUCGCCCAAUCCCAUGGGCCCCAAUAUGCCUCCUCACUCUGGGCCUAUGGUUCCAGGCAUGAUGUCUCAUGGUAUGAUGAUGAACCCAGUCUCCCAAGACCCUGGCAUGGGCAACAACCAGAUGAUGCCACAGGGGCGUAUGGGUCUUCCUCACCGAGGACAGGGUUUCCCUCCAGGACAGUCACCUCCACAGCAUGUCCCCUUUCCUCACAAUGGUCCCGGGCACCAGGGUGGCUUCCCUCAUGGGAUGGGUUUCCAGGGAGAAGGGGGCCCGCUGGGCAGGAUGGCCAAUAUGCCUCAUGGACCUGGUGGUGAGCCAGUUAUGUGUAAACCUAACACUCCAGGAGGCCAGGAGUUUAAUAACAUGCCGGGUGUCUUUAAUGACUCUGAUCUACAUGAGGUAAUGCGACCAGGUGCGUCAGGUAUCCCAGAGUUUGACCUUUCUCGAAUUAUCCCCUCUGAGAAGCCUAGCCAGACACUGUCCUACUUCCCUCGUGGUGGAGACGCCCCUGGUGGGAAGCCACCACACCCGUCUGGCCCACCUGGCUUUCCCCACAUGCAGGGGAUGAUGGGUGAGGGCAAUCCAAGGAUGGGCCUCCCCAUGCAGGGAAUGGGUGGUCCUCCUGGUCCUGGACAUAUGGGACCACAGGACAUGCCCAUGGGCAAUCUUGGCCACAACCCCAUGAGAGCCCCAGGUUUCAUGGGUCAGGGCAUGAUGGGGCCACAGCACAGAAUGUUGUCUCCUGGUCAGCAGCAAGGAAUGAUGGGAGGCCCUGGAAUGAUGCAAGGAAAGGAACGGCCAAUGUACAACCACCCUGGCCCUGUGGGCUCUCCUAACAUGAUGAUGUCACUACAAGGGAUGAGUGGUCCUCAGCAGACUAUGAUGAUGCCCUCUCAGAUGAGGCCUCGAGGAAUGGCAGCAGACAUGGGCAUGGGAUUUAACCCUGGACCAGGAAACCCUGGGAAUAUAAUGUUUUGAGCCUCCACUACGGUUAUGAACAGUCGGGAAACUGUGUAACCAGUGAAAUAAAAACCUUCCUAAUGAAAGACAAAAAGAAACUCUGUUAUCAAGCAGAUACGUGUGGAAAAUGGGACAUUUUCUGUGCACAUAAACACCCUGACACCUGGUUAGAACAAGGUCUAUAGGUUGCAAAGUGAUGGGUAUCCAUCACAUACACAUGGAUGUGUUCACAGGGAAUCUUCUACAAUGGUAAUGUCAUUUUAACAGGUGGAAGUGCGAGAAGCUAAUUGUGCUUUCCUCAAAGUUGGGCUCAGGUCCGGCACUGUUUGGAAGGGACUUUUUUUCAAUAACUUGGGAAUGUAUAUGGAAUUUACAAGACCGACUCGUGACGAGAAUAUUUGUUUGACACUGUGGACAAGAUGCCACAUAUAAAGUCAACAGCAAACCAAGUAUGAACGUUUAGGGGCUUCAUUGUACUUUUAUACAUAGUUGGAAACCAGGAAAGAUUGUUGAAAAAAAAAAAAAAGUCCAAGAACUGAAAGAAUAGACAUAAAAGUGGAAAAGUUAAGGAACAUUUUGUCACAAGGUGCACCGUCUUGGCUAUAUGUUUACAUCUUAUCGCAUCACUUCCCUCCAAACAGGAAAUGCUCUUUGUAUGUGUGUACUGUACUUGUGUUGUUAAAGGGAUUCUACCAGUGAUUUCUAUAGUUUUUUUUUCAUCUUCUUUUGUAAAGGGGGGAUUGAGGUGGUUGUGCGUGGACAGUAGGUGAUAUAACAGCACCACAAAAUACUGUGUACUGUGGGGCGUACAGAAUAUUUUAAAUUGAAUUUUUUUUUGCUACUCCAGUGUAUGAUAAAACCAAACUAAGACCUCGUACAGAUCAUAGUAUUAUUAAAAAAGCACAAACAAGAAUUAACUGUAAAG